AUGACCGAAGCCACCAAGCUCGCUAUGCGCUCUGAGCGACCAGUACUACGCCACAGCUCAAUGUCGGGCGGUUCUUUUAUCCAAGACCACCAACAAUACAAGCCCACGCCGCCAAUAACCCAAAACAUAACGGACGUCCUCCUGGGGCCAGGCGAAAACAACAAAAAUUCUCUGUUUUACAAUGCGAAUCCCAUCACCCCAGAUCCUGAAAAGGUGACUGAGAGUGGAAUCGUACACAGCAUUUUCCCUAGAUCCCCAAAUCCACUCCCGGCAGGCACCCCAAAGCUCGUAGCGACUAUCUACUAUAAAACGGCUACUGCACAUCCACAUGCGAAUACUAUUAGUGCUGACGGCGGCAUUCUCCCAUCUCCAACGGUGCCCAUUGGGUCAGCUCCAACGGUUGAUAUCGAAAAGCUACCCAGAGAGCCACCGGCACCAGAGCCAGAGAACUUGGACCAUCUCUACGGGCCUUUUGUAUCACAAUUAUGUCUUACUCAUUUCUUGCAAAUCUUAGAGGGCUUGCAUACUCCAUACCAGCGCAUGAACACAUCACAUCGCUGCUUAGACCAGGAGGAUCAACCCCGAGUUGUGGAAGUGACUGUUUCGCCCUUACCCAACCCGGAUUAUUUGUCGUUUGAUGACUUGCGUAAGCACGAGAGCAUCUGGCGAUUCGAGAGAGAAUGGAAUGUUGAGGUGGUGUUGCAGAAAGAGAGUGUUUUCAGGCGGUACAAGCGCUUGGCGAUUUUCGACAUGGACAGCACGUUGAUUCAGAAUGAGACCAUUGAUGAGAUUGCCAAGUUCGUUGGUGUGGAAAAAGAAGUCUCGGCAAUCACCGAAAGAGCCAUGAAUGGUGAACUUGAUUUCACUGCAUCCCUCAAAGCGCGCGUCAGCCUUUUGAAAGGCGUCCCAGCCGACGUAUUCGACAAGCUCCAAUAUAUCGUCACUAUCUCUCCCGGAGCCCGCGAAUUAUGCAAAGCGCUCAAAGCCUUGGGAUACAAAAUGGCAGUUCUCAGCGGAGGAUUCCAACCAUUGGCCGACUGGCUUGCCAAUGAGCUCGGCAUAGAUUAUGCAUUUGCCAACCAUCUCGCCGUCGACGAAACCACCCAAACCCUAACCGGCGAACUCGUCGAAGGCAAACCCAUCAUCGACGCUGCCCAAAAGCGCACCUUACUCCGCAAAAUCGCAGCCGACAACAACAUCCCCAUCACACAGACGAUCGCGAUCGGCGACGGAGCCAACGACUUACCAAUGCUGCACGAAGCAGAGUUGGGCGUAGCAUGGCGCGCAAAGAGUAAAGUGCAACUAGAGGCACCCUCGCGACUGAAUGGGGAGAGCUUGACGGAUAUUUUGUAUCUGUUGGGUUUGGGGGAUGAGGAGAUUAAGGAGUUGAAAUCUAUAUACUCAUCGUAA
This is a messenger RNA of Talaromyces marneffei, 1410 nucleotides long. RefSeq lists its product as uncharacterized. Lineage: Eukaryota; Fungi; Ascomycota; Eurotiomycetes; Eurotiales; Trichocomaceae. The coding region runs from base 1 to 1410 and encodes 469 amino acids. The transcript is spliced from 3 exons. Gene Ontology annotation, biological process: dephosphorylation; L-serine biosynthetic process. The record is from RefSeq and is a predicted model, not a curated record. Gene Ontology annotation, cellular component: cytoplasm. Gene Ontology annotation, molecular function: L-phosphoserine phosphatase activity; magnesium ion binding.